Messenger RNA from Protobothrops mucrosquamatus (brown spotted pit viper), 345 nucleotides. Its product is annotated as tudor domain-containing protein 1-like. The record is from RefSeq and is a predicted model, not a curated record. The transcript is spliced from 2 exons. Lineage: Eukaryota; Metazoa; Chordata; Lepidosauria; Squamata; Viperidae. The annotation marks the transcript as partial.
GUGUGAGACCCAAAAAUAAUAAAUGGACUACAGAAGCUAUAACAACCUUUCAGAUGUAUGCAACUGAGAAAAAACUGCAUGCCAGAGUAAUUUCUGUAAUGAAGAAUGGUGCUGAAGUGGAGCUUAUUGAUAAUUCUAAUAGUAUUCCUAUGAUCGGUGAAAUAUUAAUAAAGAAACACAUGGCUUUUAAAGAAGACGUACUAUUAAAUCCAAAUACAUUACCAGUUACGUCUACCAGCAUGCAGUGGACAAUGCCAGCAUUUUCCAUUGGUGAUACAUUAUCAGCUCUUGUAUUAGAUGUGGUAGAUCCUGGGUUAUUUUAUGUUAUACCAAAAGAAUUGAAAG